CUGGUUGGUUUAGAUUGUUUUCACACUGUUCUUCUGCUUCUUUUACUGAGCUGCAUAUUUGAGAAGAAGAGGGGAUUUAUGUGCUUGUUUGUGUUGUUUUUAUGUUUCCAAUCUUCAUGUUGUGAAUAUGAAGAAUGGUGCGUCUUGCUUGUUCGAAACGAAGGUUGAUUUUGGUGUAGUCGUGCCUAAGGGAAUAUCGGUAGAAGUAGAUUCGUUCUUCUCGAUCUAUAAGAAACACCUCUUGUUCCCGUUUAGUCACCUUUCGUCCAUCUUCUGGUUGUGAAUAUGAAGAAUGGUGAUUCUUGCUUGUUUGAAACGAAGGUUGAUUUUUGUGUGGUCGUGUCGAAGGGAAUAUUGGAAGAAAUCUCGAGUCCAAUCAACGCUCAAAUAUAUGAUUUUUGUGAUUCCGAGUUGUUCUCAGAGAUGCUUCAAAACUCCGAGGAGUUCAAUUCUUACUCGAAUUGUUAUUACGACAAUAAUUCAUCAUAUGCUACAAAUCUGCCUCAUUCCCCAGAUCAAGCAGAUAACAAUGGCAAUGAAAAUGGCAACACAGUCGUCGCUGCUCCAUCGUUCGUACCGGCUAACGAUGCAUCGGCUACGACGAACAUUACGACCAACAGUAAUUUGACUACUAUCUUUGAUUGCCAAGAAGAACUUGACAAUGAUAUCUCUGCUUCCAUAGACUUCUCUCCAUCGGAUUCGUUUUCGAUCGCUCAAUAUCUCACCAUCCAGUCGGGGCAGUUCGACGUUUCUCAAGUGCAGUCUCAGAUGCCAUUACUAGAUCCCAUGAUUGAUGGGCUUCUCCAGUGUCCUAUGGCUCCUGGAACUCUCAUCGACGAAGAACUACCUUCGAUUUACGUCGACGAUUGUUUGUCUUCCUUCACUUCCUACAUGCCAUUGAAUCCUUCCUCCCCUUCGUGCUCGUUCGUCGGAGCAACCAUGCCAACUUACCUGCCUACGCCACCAAUGAACCUCACUGCAUCGUCGUCGUCGGUCGAAAAUUGCGGUAUGUUCCCGCUCCUCAGCGCAGAAUUGCAACCACAAGACCUUGACUAUCAAGGAGACAACUGUGGACUCUACAGCCAAGACUAUAUGCAGGGGACUUUCAAUCCAGCAGACCUUCAGAAGGUACUCAGCGAUGAGAAUCUCCAACUGGCUGCUGGGGCAAUGAACUGCACUUCAUUAGCAUCAGAUCUCUCAAGCUUGAAGGACAGUACUUUCAAAGUUGGCAAACUCUCUGUGGAAGAGAGGAAGCAGAAGAUUCAUAGGUACAUGAAGAAAAGAAAUGAGAGGAACUUCAGCAAGAAAAUCAAGUACGCCUGCCGAAAAACGCUAGCAGAUAGCCGCCCACGGGUUCGGGGACGGUUCGCCAAGAACGACGAAUUGACAGAGACUCACAGGGUUGCUUGUAGCAUCCAUGAAGGAGAAGAAGAAGAAGAGGUAAAGCUUCUCUCUAAGCCAACUUUUCAAAAAUCUCGGUUAGGAAUCUCGACUCUCUACAAUGGUAGUUGUGAAGGAAGAAGAUAGCAUGGUUGAUUCUUCAGACAUAUUUGCUCAUAUCAGUGGAGUGAACUCGUUGAAACGCAGCUAUCCAAUCCAGUCUUGGAUUUGA
This is a messenger RNA of Cucurbita pepo subsp. pepo (vegetable marrow), 1612 nucleotides long. The record is from RefSeq and is a predicted model, not a curated record. NCBI's taxonomy places the organism in Eukaryota, Viridiplantae, Streptophyta, Magnoliopsida, Cucurbitales, Cucurbitaceae.